UUUCGAAUUCUGUAACAGGUUCUCUAAUCCAUUUGCAUUUGUAUUCGUUGUUUGUAAACUAUAGCAUAUGAAAAAUACUAUGUACGUAUUCAUGACAAGGUUAAACCAGUAUUAAAUCGAUAAGAUGCAUUUUUGCUAAAGGACGAAAUACGUGAUAAGGAAACGUUUAAGUGUCAUAUUUAUGUUUUCGCAGAGGUUAGUGCAGAAAUAUGUUGAUUCAGAAAUGGGUCGUGGAGGAUAUCACUCCAAUAGGGCGGAGUUCCUUUCAGACGAAGCCAUUUUGAAAUAUAGUCGCAAUGGGGGAUGUUUUGUUACCACUAAAAAAGCCAUAGGAUUUGUAGUAUUCGCUCUAAUCUCUCUAUUAAUUGUAGUAUUAUUAAUGUAUUAUUAUGGUCCGACAAAAACUAGUGAAAAGAUAAUUAAAGAAUCGAAUGAUAUAGAAAAGUUAAUAAACGACACAAUAAACGAAGAAGCGACGAAAGAAGCUCUGCGGUUACCAAAAUCAUUGUACCCUCUGCAUUAUAGACUAUGGGUCCAUCCCAUUUUAGAUGAACACAGUGAGAACAACUUUACCUUUACUGGGCGUGUCAUCAUAGAAGUCAAGUGCAUUGAGGACACGAAUAAAAUCAUACUUCACGCAGAUGAUCUAAACAUUUCCGAAUCCGAUUUUAAAGUAUAUACCACGAGACAGGUUGAAAUAACUACAGAGCUACCAACUGGUAAUACCACAGCCCAUAACAUAUCUCGUAGAGAUGUCGAUGAUGCAGAACCUACGACAGAAACUGCUACAGAAACUAUGACAGAAACAGCACUUCCAGCUGAAGGAGAUACAACAACUACAGAAGCGGAAACUGAUACAACGGUGACUGAUGCGUCAACAGUAAUUACAGAACCAGUUACAGAAAAGAUCGUCUACAGAACUGAAAAUAUACCGUUAAGAAUACUAACGCUGGAAACGGACGACUUUAAUUUUAAAAUAAAAAUAUCUUUGGCGGAAGUAUUGGAAAGUGGAAAAACGUACAUGAUAGAAAUCAAAUUUGCUGGAGAAAUUAUUGAGAACUUGAUUGGAUUGUACAAAACAAGUUACGUUGACUCAUUAGGAAGUACGAAGUGGCUAGCUACAACUCACCUUCAGCCGACAUCUGCUAGAAGAGUUUUUCCAUGUUUUGAUGAACCAUAUUUUAGGGCACCCUUUGAAAUCAGUGUAGCUAGAAGAACCAAUAUGACUGUGUUGUCAAAUAUGCCAAUUAAACAAACUGAAGUAAUGAACGACACCGAUUGGGUUUGGGACCAUUUCCAGCAGACACCAUCGAUGUCGACAUAUUUGGUGGCGUUUACGAUAAGCGACAUGAAGAGUAUUUCAGCUAACAUCACAGCAGGACCACCUGUCAAAAUUUGGGCACCAGAAACCGACCUCAGCCAAGCACAAUAUGCACUAGACGUCAUAAUGGAAUUGUUACCGUUUAUGGAGGAUUAUUUUGAUAUGAAGUUUCCUUUACCCAAGUUAGAUUUACUUGCAAUUCCUAAUUUUGGUAAAACUGCUAUGGAGAACUGGGGCAUCAUAUCCUUUAGAAAAUCUUCAGUCUUAUUUGAUCCUAAUUCCACUAGUAUUAAGACCAGAAGCUAUAUAUUAGCGAAAAUUGCGCAUGAGUUGGUCCAUCAAUGGUUUGGAAACUUGGUUACGAUGGAAUGGUGGUCUGACCUCUGGUUAAAUGAAGGGCUUGCCACGUUCAUAUCGGAAAUAGCAAUUACAACGCUAAGACCUAAAUGGCAUGCUUACAGUAGCAUAAAAGUUAGGGAUACCUAUAAUACACUAAAUGACGAUAGUCUCAAAUCAGCAAGAAGUAUGCAGAGGGAAAUUAUAACAAAUUCCGAAAUUGAGGAAGUGUUCAAUCCUAUAAUCUACAGAAAAGGAAGUAGCAUUCUGAAAAUGUUAAAUGCUACAUUAUCACACGAACAUUUCAAGAAAGGUUUGCAAGAUUUCAUCAAGAAAUUCGCUUACAAAUCUGUCACUCAGGAUGAUCUCUGGUCAAUUUACACAAACACGGCCCAAAACCAAAGCCUUAUUCCCGAUACAGUAACGGUCAAAGAUCUAAUGAACUCUUGGUCUAUGCAAAGCGGAUAUCCAUGUGUAACCAUUAAUAGAGAUUACUUUACUGGUGUAGCCACCAUUAAUCAAACUAAGAUGACGGAGGAUGCGAAUCUCACUUCUGAUGCUCUCUGGUACAUUCCUAUCACAUAUAUCACGAAAGGUCAUAGUGAAAUUAAGGAAAUAUGGCUGGAGAAUGUGCGAGAGACCAGUUUAAAUAUGAGUGGUAUUGGAAAUGGAUCUUGGAUACUUUUAAAUAUUGACGAAACAGGAUUUUAUAGAGUGAACUACGAUACACACAAUUGGAAGCUGUUAAUUUACCAACUAAGAACAGGUUCCAAUCAGAUCCCCGUAACAACAAGAGGUCAACUUAUCGACGAUUCUUUUGCUUUAGCAGAAGUAGGAUUAAUUAAUUACACCAUAGCUUUCGAUUUAGUCAAGUAUCUCUACAUAACCGAGCCUAAUUAUAUACCAUGGUACAGUGCUUUAAGAAAUAUGGAAGAACUGAGAGAAAUCAUUAGCAACUAUGAAUACUCUGGAUUAUACGACAAUUUCCUACUCAAACUUGUAACGCCAAUGUACAACGAACUAGGAACGGACACUAGAGUUUUUGAUACCCAAAAUGAAAAAUUGUUACGGUUGCAUAUAGUUAUCUCGGCGUGUAAAUUGAGAUACGGUAAAUGUAUUACUUGGGCAAGGAAUAUAUUCUAUCAAUGGAUGAAAGAAGAGGAUCCUGAUGCAGAGAAUCCAAUUCCAGUUGACUAUCGGUUCAUAGCGCAAUGUGCUGCUAUUAAAUCUGGUGGGCCUGUUGAGUGGGAUUUCCUUUGGAAUCGAACCCGAUAUGCGAAUAUAGCGCCGGUGGAUCUGCAAACUGCAUACCAAAGUUUAGGGUGUACGUAUGAUCCUUGGUUGAUAAAUAGAUAUUUGGAGUAUUCCUUAUCUGGCAACGUUAGCUUGGAAUAUGUGCCCUACGUCUGGCAAUCCAUAAACCAUCCUGUGGGAGUUAGAACUGGUUUCCAAUUUCUAAGGUUAAAUUGGAACUUAAUUUAUAAAACCUACGAGGAGGUUUAUUUAGUUUUUAGUACGAUUUUCCAUGACUUCCUUGGACAAUUCUCCACUGAAGCUGACCUAGAAGAUCUGACAACGUUUUAUAAAAUCCAUCAAACCGACCUGAAAACCAUCUCUACAAUUCUGCAAAGUACAGUUGACAGAAUCAAAGUUCGCAUUAACUGGAAAACAAAGCACUUGGAUUCAGUAGUCAAUUGGUUAAAGAGAAACAGAUAUUGAAGCAAUGGUGUCAUUGCAUAGUAUUGUAUAUUAUAAGUAAAGCUUAAGUUGUAUAUGUGUUUAUUACAGAUGAGUUUGUUAUUUUCGUGUAUGUAUAUAUCUAGCUGUAGUAGUAAGUUUUUGUUGAUUUGUAAAAUAUUACUUAAACAUGUAUUGUACGUAUUUGAAUUGAAUAACUUAAUAAACCUAGUCAAACAGAA
Diabrotica virgifera virgifera (western corn rootworm) is the source of this 3576-nucleotide messenger RNA. RefSeq names its product aminopeptidase N. The record is from RefSeq and is a predicted model, not a curated record. The transcript is spliced from 14 exons. Lineage: Eukaryota; Metazoa; Arthropoda; Insecta; Coleoptera; Chrysomelidae. Gene Ontology annotation, biological process: proteolysis; peptide catabolic process. The coding region runs from base 182 to 3376 and encodes 1064 amino acids. Gene Ontology annotation, molecular function: zinc ion binding; metalloaminopeptidase activity; peptide binding. Gene Ontology annotation, cellular component: cytoplasm.